This is a messenger RNA of Yamadazyma tenuis ATCC 10573, 534 nucleotides long. RefSeq lists its product as uncharacterized. NCBI's taxonomy places the organism in Eukaryota, Fungi, Ascomycota, Pichiomycetes, Serinales, Debaryomycetaceae. The record is from RefSeq and is a predicted model, not a curated record.
CUAGCAAGAAGAUGAUCAAUUGUCAGACACACGGGGGACUCGACCGCAUCACCAACUCCCAGAAAGAGCGAGCGUACGAAUUGUACCAUCCGCUCCAACAGCUGCUCAAAACCCGAAAUGACCAGCCCUCUCAUUCCCAGCCUCUGACCAUAAAGCACCAUCGGUCACCCACCAGGGCCAAUCUGAGAAACAAGUUUAGUCGAAUGAGCGAAGUCCGCCACCGGCACAAGCAAGACCAGCUCUCAUUGCGGCGCGAGAAGGUUACUGACGACCAACUAAAACAGAGCUUGCAAGUGAUGCACGAGUUGGAUAGUAUUUCACUUCAGGUGGAUCUUGACCAGCUUAUUGAUGAAGAGCGGGAACUCGAAUCUUUACGAGAGCAGGAGAAGGAAAAGGCUCAGGUGUUGACGGAGUUGGAGGAAUAUGAGAGAGAGUUGGAGGCAUACUUCCAAGACCUUGAGAUCCGAGACUGACUGCCAGAAAGCAGAAAUGAGUUACGAGUAGUUAUGUACCAAUAAAGAUGAGUUACGUUCG